Adineta ricciae is the source of this 477-nucleotide messenger RNA. The record is from the annotation of a GenBank genome assembly. NCBI's taxonomy places the organism in Eukaryota, Metazoa, Rotifera, Eurotatoria, Adinetida, Adinetidae.
AUGCAAGAAUCACUAUCAGCUUCGAAAUUCUUUCUUUCAUUAUUCGUCACCGAACCAGAUAUUCGUUUGUGUAUUACGAUUUUGCGAGCUGAUGCAACAGAUCCUACCGGCUUCGAACUUGUAUACGACAAUAAAAAACAUUAUCAUUCGAUAAAUACUACAUCCGAUCGUAACGAUGGGCCCUUCAACACUAAAUCUGCCGGCAUUAAGUCUGGUGAUCGUUUGAUUGAAAUGAAUGGUCAAAGUAUCGAACAUCUGGUUCCGAAAGUCUUGAGAAAACAUAUUCAUAAUAUAAGAUAUCCUGAUCCACUACAAAUGCUUGUUAUUGACACUUCAACCUAUGAUGACUGCCAAACACGAAAUGAACGUAUCCACCAAAAUCUUCCAAAUGUUCAAAUUAUGCCUUCCAAUCAACGAACGUUAUGUCUAUAUGCUUCAUUUUCAUAUUCAAUCUGUCCCUGUUUUCUUAGCGCUUGA